AUGCCCUCCUGGGCCCUCUUCAUGGUCACCUCUUGCCUCCUCCUGGCUCCUCCAAACCUGGCACAAGUCACCAGCCAAGAUGUCUCCUUGCUGGCCUUGGACUCAGAGCCCCUGAAAUGUUUCUCCCAAACAUUUGAGGACCUCACUUGCUUCUGGGAUCAGGAAGAGGCAGCACCCAAUGGGACAUACCAACUGCUGUAUGCCUACCCAGGAGAGAAGCCCCGUGCCUGUCCCCUGAGCUCCCAGAGUGUGCUCCGCUUUGGAACCCGAUACAUGUGCCAGUUUCCAGCCCAGGAUGAAGUUCGCCUCUUCUUUCCGCUGCACCUCUGGGUGAAGAACGUGUUCCUGAACCAGACUCUGACCCAGCGGGUGCUCUUUGUUGAUAGUGUGGGGCUGCCGGCUCCCCCCAGUAUCAUCAAGGCCAUGAGCGGGAAUCAGCCAGGGGAACUUCAGAUCCGCUGGGAAGCCCCAGCUCCCGAAAUCAGUGAUUUCCUGAGGCAUGAACUCCGCUAUGGCCCCAUGGAUUCCAGGAACUCUACUGGCCCCACAGUCAUGCAGCUGCUCUCCACAGAAACUUGCUGCUCCACUCUGCAGAGGCCGAACUCAGUCCCUGCUGCGGACCAGCCUCCAUGUGCUCAGUCCACAGUGCCUCAACAGGAUGGACCGAGGCACACCUCCUCAACUAGAGAAGCUCCAUCUCUUACAUUCAAGGGUGGAAGUUGCCUCAUCUCUGGGCUCCAUCCUGGCAAGUCCUACUGGCUCCAGCUGCGCAGCCAACCUGAUGGGGUCUCUCUCCGUGGCUCCUGGGGAUCCUGGUCCUUCCCUGUGACUGUAGACUUGCCCAGGGAUGCAGCAACAAUUGGACUGCAAUGCUUUUCCUUGGACCUGGAGAAUAUCACCUGUAAAUGGCAGCAACAGGACCAUACUAGCUCCCAAGUCUUCUUCUACCACAACAGGGUCCAAUGCUGCCCCCAAAGGGACCCCAUCUGGGAGAAAUGUGAAGAGGAGGAAACAAAUCCAGGAUUACAGUCCACUCAAUUCUCCCGCUGCCACUUCAAAUCUCGAAAUGACAGUGUUAUCCACAUCCUUGUAGAAGUGACCACAACCCAGGGUGCUGUUCACAGCUACCUGGGCUCCCCUUUCUGGAUCCACCAGGCUGUGCUCCUCCCCACCCCAAGCCUGCACUGGAGGGAGGUCUCCAGUGGGCAUCUGGAGUUGGAGUGGCAGCACUCAUCAUCCUGGGCAGCCCAAGAGACCUGCUAUCAGCUCCGAUACACGGGAGAAGGCCAUCAGGACUGGAAGGUGCUGGAGCCGCCUCUCGGGGCCCGGAGGGGAACCCUGGAACUGCGCCCGCGAUCUCGCUACAGCUUACAGCUGCGCGCCAGGCUCAACGGCCCCACCUAUCAAGGCCCCUGGAGCGCCUGGUCGGACGCAGCGAGGGUGGAGACCGCCUCCGAGACCGCCUGGAUCUCCUUGGUGACCGCUCUGCUCCUGGUGCUGAGCCUCAGCGCCCUCCUGGGCCUGCUGCUGCUGAGGUGGCAGUUUCCUAUGCACUACAGGAGAUUAAAGCAUGCCCUAUGGCCCUCACUUCCAGAUCUGCACCGGGUCCUAGGCCAGUACCUUAGGGAUACUGCAGCCCUGAGUCCGCCCAAGAUGACAAUCACAGAUACCUAUGAAGAAGUGGAACCCAGCCUCCUUGAAAUCCUACCGAAAUCCUCAGAGAGGACUUCGUUGCCACUGUGUUCCUCCCAAGUUCAGAUGGACUACAGAGGAUUGCAGCCUUCUUGCCUGGUGACCAUGCCCCUGUGUAUGUGCCCAUCCAUGGCUGAGUCAGGGUCCUGCUGCACUACCCACAUCGCUAACCAUUCCUACCUACCACUAAGCUGCUGGCAGCAGCCCUGA
Castor canadensis (American beaver) is the source of this 1902-nucleotide messenger RNA. RefSeq names its product MPL proto-oncogene, thrombopoietin receptor (gene Mpl). Gene Ontology annotation, cellular component: membrane; external side of plasma membrane. The record is from RefSeq and is a predicted model, not a curated record. Gene Ontology annotation, biological process: cytokine-mediated signaling pathway. Gene Ontology annotation, molecular function: cytokine receptor activity; protein binding. NCBI's taxonomy places the organism in Eukaryota, Metazoa, Chordata, Mammalia, Rodentia, Castoridae.